UGUAUCAGGAGGACGGACCUACUCUCUGCCCAAUAAAAAUGGACUGACUCCGACACCUGGUUAUAAAUACAGGAAGGAUUUCAAAGUCCCAAUCAGCAACCGGUACAAAAAAGGUAUCAGACUUCGACCCGAGACGCGACACUGAAGACGCAAUGACUUCUAGUAAAGUUGAACUCCCCGUUGAAGUGAAAACCGACGCGGCCGCACUGAUGGCAUCGCUCCAGCUGAUGCCUUCUCCCGUCCCCAACCCGGAGAUCAAGUACACUAAGAUCUUCAUUAAUAAUGAAUGGCAUGACUCGGAGAGUGGGAAGGUCUUCCCCACCUAUAACCCCGCCACUGGAGAGAAGAUCUGUGACGUGCAGGAGGCCGACAAGGCUGAUGUGGAGAAGGCGGUGAAGGCAGCCCGUGCCGCGUUCGCUCUGGGGUCACCGUGGCGACGGAUGGAUGCGUCAGAGCGAGGCAAGCUGCUGGGGAAGCUGGCGGACCUGGUGGAGCGGGACAGCGCCUAUCUCGCCACCCUGGAGAGUUUGGACAGUGGGAAGCCCUUCCUUGCUGCUCUCUUUGUGGAUAUGCAGGGCACCAUAAAGACCAUGCGCUACUUCGCUGGAUGGGCUGACAAGAUUCAUGGCGUUACCAUUCCCAUUGAUGGAGAGUACUUCACAAUGACCCGGAACGAGCCAAUCGGAGUCUGCGGACAGAUCAUUCCUUGGAACUUCCCCCUGAUGAUGAUGGCAUGGAAGCUUGCUCCGGCACUCUCGUGUGGGAACACUGUGAUCCUCAAACCAGCCGAGCAGACCCCUCUCACUGCACUAUACAUCGCUUCUCUUGUCAAAGAGGCUGGCUUUCCACCAGGAGUUGUCAAUAUUUUGCCGGGCUACGGGCCAACGGCAGGAGCAGCGAUCGCCUCCCACAUGGGCAUCGACAAAGUCGCUUUCACAGGAUCAACUGAGGUGGGUAAGCUGAUCCAAGAGGCUGCUGGGAAGAGUAACCUGAAGAGGGUCACACUGGAGCUGGGAGGAAAGAGCCCCAACAUCAUCUUUGCAGAUGCCGACAUGGACCUGGCAGUGGAGCAGGCCCAUCAGGGCGUCUUCUUUAACAGUGGCCAGUGCUGUACGGCCGGCUCUCGUGUCUUCGUGGAGGAGUCCAUCUAUGAGGAGUUUGUGCGCCGCAGCGUGGAGAGGGCCAAGAGGAAAAUGGUGGGAAGCCCCUUUGACCCCACCACGGAGCAGGGACCACAGAUCAGUGAAGAGCAGCAGCAGCGCAUCAUGGCUCUGAUCCAGAGCGGCGUGGCUGAGGGGGCCAAGCUGGAGUGUGGCGGUAAAAUCUGCGCCGGAAAGGGCUUCUUCGUGGAGCCCACCGUCUUCUCCAACGUCACCGACAACAUGCGCAUCGCCAAAGAGGAGAUCUUUGGCCCGGUGCAGCAGAUCCUGAAGUUUAAGACGAUGGCUGAGGUGAUCGAGCGAGCCAAUGACACUGAGUACGGCCUAGCUGCUGCUGUCUUCACCAAUGACAUCAACAAAGCCAUGACCGUGUCCACCUCCAUGCAGGCCGGAACCGUCUGGAUAAACUGCUAUAACGCCCUGAGCUGCCAGUGUCCGUUUGGAGGCUAUAAAAUGUCUGGCAACGGCCGUGAACUGGGUGAGUCUGGCCUGAGGGAGUACACUGAAGUGAAGACCAUCACAAUGAAGAUGACGGGGAAGAACUCUUAGGCCCAAGCGCCACGCUCCGCCCCCCCCCCAACUCACCACUGAGGGACUUCCUGUUUGGGGAGCCCCACUCCAGCGGUCGCUACAGCAACUCCAUCCUGCACACUAACCAACCACCCAACACUCCAUCCUCCAUCACCACGGCAACCUGCUUGACCUACAUCUCAUCCUCUGGGAUCUGCCAGAAGCAGCAUGGACUUAACCCCGCCCAGACCAUAACCCCCCCCCCGACCACCACCACCCCACCCCCCAGUAACCUCUAACCAAUCACCUCUAGUACCCCCAGCCUCUGCCUGCCAGGGGCUUCUGCCCUGAGCUCCAUGCCCAGAGAGGGCAUCUGUCUGUGGGCAGGUGUGUCCCCUUCCUCCCUGGCCGCUCCACCUCCACUAGCCCUCCUCAAAGCACUGGGAGAGAGAGACGGACAGGGAGAUGGCCACCCGGGUCCACAGGUGCCACCGCGUCCACCCAGAUUAUGCCCUGUCACCUAAUGAUGCUCCUCCACCACCUCCCCCACAACCCCCCCACACCCCCCCAACAAAAAACACACUCUCACACACAUCUGUACUUUCACUGACUGCCUGCUACAGUGUCAUAGGUGGGGAACAAGGUCUGUGUGUAUGUGUGUGUGUGUGUGUGUGUGUGUGUGUGUAUGUGUGUGUGUGUGUGUAUGUGUGUGUGAGAGGUGGACCAUCCAUCACUGAACCUCAUCCCUGCCACUGCCUUCAUUCAUUCUUAUGAGUGCAACAGUUUGUACUAAGACCACUGAAGCUAUGAAAUAUGAGUUCUUUUAAAGAGUUAAUUCUAAAAAAAAAUGUAAUUGUUUAUUUGUUUGUGUUGUUGUUUGUAUUUUUUUGCUUUUACAACAUUUAACUCUAUAUGUUCAUGUUCCACCAGUGUAACAGAGAACAAGAUACUGAAUGGAUUACCUCUAAAGAGAAAACAUUAAACUCAGCUCCAAAAGAUUUCAUGGAUUUUAAACAGCAAUUCUUCACUCAUAUUUGUGGUUAUCCCUAAAAAUGUACGUUUUAUGAACAUAGACAAAAGUAAAAAAAUGUAAAAAUGAUUAUAGAUUUUCUUUCAUUAAAUACUGUUUUCUUCAAAGUCAAA
Messenger RNA from Clupea harengus (Atlantic herring), 2813 nucleotides. RefSeq names its product aldehyde dehydrogenase 1 family, member A2 (gene aldh1a2). The record is from RefSeq and is a predicted model, not a curated record. Lineage: Eukaryota; Metazoa; Chordata; Actinopteri; Clupeiformes; Clupeidae. Gene Ontology annotation, molecular function: oxidoreductase activity, acting on the aldehyde or oxo group of donors, NAD or NADP as acceptor.